This is a messenger RNA of Sphaeroforma arctica JP610, 237 nucleotides long. RefSeq lists its product as hypothetical. Bases 1 to 237 code for a protein of 78 amino acids. The transcript has a single exon. Lineage: Eukaryota; Ichthyosporea; Ichthyophonida. The record is from RefSeq and is a predicted model, not a curated record.
AUGCCGGUUCCAGCAUCCAAAAGCAGCGCCAGCAUGAUGGAGGAAUUCCCAGGUUUUGUUGUGGACGAUCUCGACAUACCAUUUGAGGAGGAUUUGUUACGGAAUACAUAUUCAGUGAAAGCCUGGAUGCGAUACUUGGAUCACAAGAAAGGUGCCCCGCGCUCACAGCGCGAUAUGGUAAGGAUCGUUCUACUUCACAUGGAAAAGUGUUUGUCGUUCGUAUGUGUGCACGACUAA